AUGUCUCAAAUGGUUAUAGACGAUGAAAUAGAAUUUCAAAUAAGACACUAUAAUCAACAAUUUUACAUACCAACUUUUAUUAAAUUUAAACUUCACAAUCUUGAAAACUUUAAAACAAAUCUAACAACAUUUGAAAAUAUUCGUUUUCAAAAUCCCAAAAUCCUUUACAUUGAUUGGGAUGAACUACAAAGCAAAACUAAUAAUUCAAAUAUUACAUAUGGUUUUUAUAUGUCACCAAUAAAAAAUACUGGCAUGUAUAAAAUAUCUUUAACUGCAGCAUAUAAUGAUGGUUUUACAUUUGAUGAACACCAGUUUACUUGUGCGAUUUAUCAAUGUGAAAUUGGUUAUGUCAUUUUUGAUAAAAAAUUAAACACUGAAAAAUUAAAUGAAAAAGGAAAUAUAUAUACAGUUGAGUAUGUUGUAUUAGUUGUUAUUAAAUCAUUAAAUAAUAUAAUAGUUUUACAAGAAGUAGAUUAUCAUAAAAUGAACAUAAAUAUUGGUUUAUGUCCUUACAUUAACUGGGUAUCAAAAAAAGGACCAGUAAAAUUUAU
Messenger RNA from Strongyloides ratti, 551 nucleotides. RefSeq lists its product as hypothetical. The record is from RefSeq and is a predicted model, not a curated record. The transcript has a single exon. NCBI's taxonomy places the organism in Eukaryota, Metazoa, Nematoda, Chromadorea, Rhabditida, Strongyloididae. The annotation marks the transcript as partial.